Molecule: messenger RNA, 1524 nt
Organism: Cannabis sativa
Lineage: Eukaryota; Viridiplantae; Streptophyta; Magnoliopsida; Rosales; Cannabaceae
Exons: 3
Coding region: 1-1524 (507 amino acids)
Source: RefSeq, a predicted model, not a curated record
AUGGUGAAAUUUUAUAACAUAAAGGCGGAGAAUGGAGUAAGUGAUAAGUGUUUUAGUCAAUUUCUAUAUGCUUUUAAAGAGAUCCUGCCGAUGGAAAAUUGCUUUCCAGAGUCGACAUAUGAGGUGAAGAAAACUUUAAGUUCGAUAGGGUUGAAGUAUGAGAAGAUUCAUGCAUGUCCAAAUGAUUGCAUUUUAUAUCGUAAAGAGCAUGCCCACAUGGACACUUGUCCGGAAUGUGGUUUGCCACGGUACAAGCCGAACAAGAGUAAGGAUAUCCGAAAACUUAUUCCAGAGAAAGUCUUGUGGUACUUGCCUUUAAUUCCGCGACUGAAGCGGUUCUAUCGAAGUGCAGAAACUUCUGAAAACUUAUUAUGGCACGAGAAAAGGCGAGUGAAAGACGGUAAACUCCGACAUCCUACUGAUUCACAGGCUUGGAAAAAAGUAAAUUAUUUGAAUCCAGACUUCGCAGCUGAACCAAGACAUCUACGGCUUGGUCUAUCAGCCGAUGGAGUAAAUCCACAUAGAUCUCUUAGCAGCCGACAUAGUUCAUGGCCUGUGUUUCUUGUUAUGUACAACCUUCCUCCUUGGUUGGUGAUGAAAAGGAAAUUUACGAUGUUAUCGCUAAUGAUUUCAGGGCCUAAACAGCCAGGACAUGAUAUCGAUGUUUAUUUGGCACCAUUAGUUGAUGACUUGAAAGAGUUGUACGAAGAUGGUGUUGAUGCAUGCGAUGGUUUUAAGAAAGAAGUUUUUAAGUUGAAGGUUGUGCUGUUGUGGACUGUUAGUGAUUUCCCUGCGUAUAGUAAUCUAUCAGGGUUGAGCACAAAAGGCUAUGAAGAAAUAAAAAAACAAGCAUUUGACGGUACUGUAGAACGAGAAGUUGCACCUUUGCCACUUUCAGGGCGACAAAUUCUUGAAGAAGUUGAGAAAAUAGAUUUCAAGUAUGGAAAGGGCAAGAAAAAGAGAAACCCCAAUGGAUGUUUUCAAAGAAAAUCGAUUUUCUUCCGUCUUCCAUACUGGAAAGAUUUACUUGUUAGACAUUGUUUGGAUGUCAUGCACAUAGAAAAGAAUGUGUGUGAAAGCAUUGUCGGUACGUUACUUGACAUCCCUGGUAAAAGUAAAGAUGGUUUGUCUAGUCGUUUAGACCUUGUUGAGUUGGGUAUAAGACACAGUUUGGCACCUGUGGAUAAAGGCAAACGUACAUAUUUACCUCCUGCAGCUUUCACAUUGUCUAAAGAAGAGAAACAAGCCGUAUGCAACUCAUUUGCAAAGAUGAAAGUGCCUGAUGGGUAUUCAUCUAACGUUCGAAACUUAGUGUGUAUGGAAGAAUUAAAGUUAAUGGGUAUGAAAUCGCAUGAUUGUCACACGUUAAUGCAACAAUUACUUCCAAUUGCCAUUCGAUCAGUCUUACCUAAAAAAGUUCGACAAACUUUGACAAAGAGAAGCGAAGUUGUGUGGGCCAGUUUGGGCGAGAUGGAUGUAUCUAUUUCAACGAAAUAUGAAGGUAUUGAAAGGUUACGUGCGUAA